This is a messenger RNA of Monodelphis domestica (gray short-tailed opossum), 1279 nucleotides long. Its product is annotated as cell adhesion molecule CEACAM21-like. Gene Ontology annotation, cellular component: plasma membrane; cell surface. The record is from RefSeq and is a predicted model, not a curated record. Gene Ontology annotation, biological process: signal transduction; regulation of immune system process. Gene Ontology annotation, molecular function: protein tyrosine kinase binding. NCBI's taxonomy places the organism in Eukaryota, Metazoa, Chordata, Mammalia, Didelphimorphia, Didelphidae.
CUGCUGGAUCCAGCCAACGUCUGCUCAAGGUCUCCCUGUUGUAGUAGACCCGCCCCAUGUGAAAGAAGGCGACACCGUCCUCCUGAAUAUCCAGGGGUUCUCAGGAAUGCCUUUGGGUUAUACAUGGUACACUAAGUCAUCAGCAGAGGAUUCCAACCAUACUGAGAUCAUCAGGUAUUCUGUUAGUGACAGAAUGCAGAUACCAGACAAUAUCCGGCAGACGGUGCUCCACAAUGGCUCCUUGCUCAUCCACAACCUUGUCCUUGAUGACACUAAAUACUACACUGUAGAGAUUGCCAUUAUCUUUGCACUGAUAUUUAGAGGAGGAGGCCAACUGACCGUGUAUGAGAAACUGGCCAAACUGAAGAUUGCUGUCAAUGACACCAACAUCCUAGAGGACGAGUCUUUGAUCCUGACCUGUAGUACAGAAAAUGUGGGGGCAAAUAUUGGGUGGUUCUUCAACGACCAGCCCCAGUCACUCGAUGGGAGGAUGAGCACAUUCGAGAAUAAUCAGAUUCUCCUCAUUAAGGGUGUGAAGAGGGAAGAUGCUGGGUCUUACCAGUGUGAAGCCUGGAAUCCAGCCAAUGCCAAGAAAAGUGAUGCCCUCACCCUGACUGUGAGCUCAUCUGAGUCUCCAGAAAGAAGUAAUGGUGCCACUCUCUCUGGUGGAGCUAUCACGGUUGUUGUGAUUGGAGUUCUAGCUGGAGUGGCUCUUCUUGGGGCUCUCAUCUAUGUCCUCAUCACCAAAAAUACUGGAAGGGGCAAAAAAGACCUCCCUCGAGGGGAACAGUCAGCACCAAGAUACAGGGAGGACACCACUGUCUAUGAGAACACUGUUCACCUAAAAGGCUUGGCUCUGCCUGCACAGGGCCUGGACUCUUCCUCUACUUCCCCUGAAGUCUUAGAUGAGAGUCCCUAUCAGAUGUUGGAUGUCACCAGAGUGGAUGUUUAUGAAAAGAUCACUUCCUGGAAGAACCCUGAAGUCUAAGGCAGAGGGAGAAGUCACUGUCAUGAUAGUCCUUCUGAUUUACUCCAUUAAGGGGGAUUGAGAGUUAUCUUUUGGGAGAGAAAGUUGAGAGACCUAGGUCAGUGGGAAAACCAGUCAGGGGAGGGGUGGGAUGGAAUUGGCAGGCAUCCUAAUGAUGUCAGGGGCAGAAAGAAAGGAGCCAUAAGUAUAUGACUACAUAUAGCAGCAGUGUUUAUUUUAGCUAGAAGUUAGAAACAAACUGGACAUUCCUCCAUUGGGACAUGUCUUAAUAAAUUGUGAUGUAUGAAUAUC